Molecule: messenger RNA, 2070 nt
Organism: Stomoxys calcitrans (stable fly)
Lineage: Eukaryota; Metazoa; Arthropoda; Insecta; Diptera; Muscidae
Product: ADP-dependent glucokinase
Exons: 4
Coding region: 130-1635 (501 amino acids)
Biological process (GO): glucose metabolic process
Cellular component (GO): endoplasmic reticulum
Molecular function (GO): ADP-specific glucokinase activity
Source: RefSeq, a predicted model, not a curated record
AAAUAACAACAACAAUUAAAGUCGGCAAAUUGUGCCAUUUAGUAAAAAUAUAAAGAAAUCGAUUUUGCCUGUUUUAUUACAAUUUUAAUUUAAAUUGCAAUAAAUGACCUGUGAAAUAACGACAUAACAAUGACUUUGUUAAAAUAUAUGUCAUAUUUUACAACAUUUUCCGUAUUUGCGGCACUAAUAUCUAUCGUUUGGCAGGCAUUUCUUUCCCUGAAACAGUUAAAUAAAGUCACCUUAAUAUUAACCAGUUUAUUGGCCAUAGAAAACCUUAAACGACCUUCACCUAAUGCCCCAAAGCUUAAAGUAGCCUUAGGCUAUGGAGCCUGCAGUGAUUUGAUAAUAAGCGCUACAGAUUUUCUGAAUUAUUCCAGUGAAAUUGUGCCAGAAAUCAAACCGGAAUUUACAGUAGACGAGGUGAAUGAUGAGGUGGAGUUACUGCAGACUUUUGGUUAUUACUUUGAGAAUGGAGCUGCGGCAGAGCGGGUAAUGCCAAAUUCCUAUUUGUUUCGGAAACUAAUACAAAUUGCCAAGAAACAGCACAAAGAUAAUAUACAAUGGGUAAUUGGAGGCAAUGCCCCUUUAAUGGGCAUACGUUUUGAUAAGGAAGGCUGGGAAGUGCUGUUGGGGGCUCGUGUGUCUCACAAAUUACGGCGUCUUAUACCAAACAGCAUAAAAAUUGCUGGCGAUCAAAUAGAAGAUGACGAUAUUCAUUUAAUAUUAGAAUACAAAGCGGGUGAAAAAUGGGGCCCAUUUACAGCUCCAAGAGCCAAUCGUUAUAUACUACACAACGACCAGAAUAAUCCUCACUUGAAUUCUCUGGAACACUUGCAGAAAGCCAUUAAGGUAUAUCAACCAGAUUUGUUUGUUAUCAGUGGCAUACAAAUGAUGGAUAGUUAUAAAUUUGAAGUGGGCAUACGGGAGGAGCGUCUAUUAAAGUUAAACAAACAGAUUAAUGAACUUGCCCCCCACACACAAAUCCAUUUUGAAAUGGCGUCUUAUGUUGAAAUCGAAUUGCUGCAACAAUUGAGAACCUACAUACUGCCCUAUGUUGAUUCAUUGGGCAUGAACGAACAAGAAUUAGAGAAUUUAGCUCAGGUUAUGGAAUAUGGCAAGACAAGUUUUGCCACAGACUGCAAUCCCAGAGUGGGUGCUACGCUGGAUCAAAUGCGCAAAGUGUUUUCUAUGCUGGCCAAAGAUUACUAUCAAAAUGCCUCGACUGUGAUCAAAACAAAAAGAAGAAUGGUGACCCGCAUACAUUUACAUACAUUGGCCUUUCAGGCAUUGCUGACCGCCAAAGACUCGGCAUGGAAAAAUACUAAAAUAGGGGCAGCCAAAGCAGCCCUGGUGGCUCAUCGUUAUGUGUGUCAAACACAAAUGAUAAAUCCAGAGUCUGCCUCAUUAAUACUCGAUGACAGUUUCUCGACUUCUUUGGAUGCUGAUAAGGCACAACGUGUAUCAUUCGAUCCUCAAAAUGCUGUGCCAUGCUGGUCGGAGACUUUACAAAUAACCGCACAAAAAUCUCAGGAGAUUGAAAUAUGUGUAGCUCCUGUCUUAGUUUGUCGUGUGGCAAAGAAAACCGCGGGAGCAGGCGACAAUAUCUCUGCCGCAGGCCUUUCUCAACAAUUGUAGCUUUAGUUUUUUUUUUUGUUGUUGAGGCAGACUACCCACACCAGAAGCCAUAUUUUACUUAAUGAGACUGUUAAAAAGAUUUGGUGGCUCAAGAUUUUUGUUUCCUCUUUCCUACAAAAAAACAUUCCCCCCUCUUCGUUUCUAAAAUUGGAAAUGUGAGUUAUUAUAGAUUGUACUAGAUUUAUUUUUUUUUGGACAAAACAACCAACCAUCGUCUGUGGAAUAUUUUUGAUAUUUUUUGUAUUGCAAUUAUAGUGAUUUUUUUUUUGGUUUCGUAUUUUUUUUUUGUAGCUAGUACGUAAAAUGUCUGUUGGAAUUUUUACAUCGAUCUUUACUUAUAUUAUUAUUAGUCCCAAAUGUUAAUUACCUUAAACCAUUCCUUAAAAACCUAGAGUUGUAGGUUUUGUAUUGUGAGAAUAAAAUGUACUUUAUUAU